AUUUGUUUUCCCCCAAUGGCUCCUUGCACUCUUUCUCGUUUCCUUGGAGUUGAGGAGCUAAUGAUCCAAGUUCCGCAGCUAAUUUGUCAAACAGUUACGGCGCGCCACUUGUGAAAUUGCCUAUAGAAUUUAUUUCACGUAGCAAAGAUUUCGAUUUCAGUUUUCUCAAGAAACUUGCAAGGAGAUAUUAAUCAGGUAGGGAUUGGGAAUGGACAGCGACGAGGAGGAUUUCGUCUUCUUCGGAACGCCUAUAGAGCGAGAGGAAGACGUCUCCAGCCGGAAGAAGAAGGCCGUCGCUGAGGCCUCCGGCCAAUUGCGCAGCCUUCCAGCUUGGAAGCAAGAGGUCAGGGAUGAAGAGGGUAGAAGGAGAUUUCAUGGUGCAUUUACUGGUGGUUAUUCUGCAGGAUAUUACAAUACAGUUGGCUCAAAAGAAGGAUGGACUCCACAGUCAUUUACAUCGUCUCGGAAAAGCAGAGCUGAAGUCAAGCAGCAAAGUAUUUAUAACUUUUUGGAUGAUGAUGAGAAAGAUGAAAUGGAGGGCCACCUUGGGACUUCGUCACAGUAUGAUACAUUUGGAUUUACUGCUGCUGAACUUGCUCGUAAACAAGCUGAAAAGGAGCAAAAGCAGAGGCCAUCAGUUAUUCCCGGACCUGUUCCUGAUGAGCUAGUAGUUUCAGCAGCUGAGUCCAUUGGAGCAAAGUUGCUGCUGAAGAUGGGAUGGCGGCAUGGUCGUUCAAUCAAGGACUCGAAUGCUGAUUCACUCUAUGAGGCUCGCAGAGAAGCAAGGAAAGCCUUUUUGGCACUUUCCUCUAAUGAUGCAAAAGGUCAACAUGUGGGUUCUGAACAGUUUGAACAUGAUAUCCAUCCCAUUGAUCUGCCAGCUGAUGAUGAUAGUCAGUUCUUUAAGAGCACACCGAAUUUUGUUCUUAGUCCAAAACAAGACCUGCAUGGCUUAGGCUAUGAUCCAUUCAAGCAUGCUCCUGAAUUUAGAGAAAAGAAGAGGUCACGUGCAUCUGGGAAGAAGGACAUUGGACAUCAAGGGCCCCUCUCAAUGAAGGAUAGUCUCUUUGGUUUUAAAUCUGGAAGGGUUGCUCCUGGCUUUGGAAUUGGGGCUCUUGAGGAUUUGGAUGUUGAAGAUGAAGAUGUGUAUACCUCAGGUUUUGAAAUCGAAGGUUCAUAUGUUGAAGAAGUUGAGGAGCCUCCAUUACCAACAAAGGAGAAUGUAAAGAUGUUGGAUAAUAAAAAGCAUGAUGUUCUGCCUGGUUUUAAGGCUGCCUCGAAUUCUGAAUAUCAGUUAGAAAGAUUUGAUCCUCCAGUGGUUCCAAAAGAUUUUAUCCCCUUUCACAAAUUUACCGCUCCUCUUGAAGUCAACAGUAGAGUUGCUGAAUCUCCACCCCCAGAGGUUCCACCUCCAGAGGAUAAGAACCUUAGAAUCUUAAUUGAGGGUUUAGCAAGUUUAGUAGCUCGUGCUGGUAAACUAUUUGAGGAUCUUUCUCGGGAAAAAAACCAGUCAAACCCUUUGUUUGGUUUCCUUACUGGAGGGAGUGGCCAUGAAUAUUAUUCAAGGAGACUUUGGGAGGAGAGACAGAAGCAUAAUGGUCAAACAGCAAAGCAUUUGGAAGGCAAAAUACAACAAAAUUCUCAGAUGACAGCAGAGAGCCGUGGAAAAAUUUUAGGGGAGAAGCCUCUAGAAAGAAGCUCGAGAGAGACGAGCUCCACUGUAACUCCUGCUGAUGCCAUCAAUUUCCAGUCCAGUCUCAACGAAACAUUUACUAAGUCUUUACCAAUGACUGAGAUGCCUGAAGCUGGAAAACCUUUCCGAGAUGAUCCUGCAAAACAAGAAAGAUUUGAACAGUUCUUGAAGGAGAAAUAUCAAGGAGGUCUUCGCCCUAAAGAUUCAGGAGGAUCUAGUACAAUGUCAGAAGCGGCUCGUGCUCGUGAAAGGUUAGAAUUUGAGGCUGUUGCUGAGGCUAUAGAGAAAGGGAAAUGGGGGAUAGAAAGCAAACCCCCAAAUGAGUUGUUUUCAGAUACACUAGCUGUAGCAGCGUCAAGAUUCACUUCUAGCACAGUCGAGAACACUAAAGUUGAUCGUGAUGAGGAAUUGGCUAAAAAGAAAUUGUAUCCUAAAAGGGAAGAGUUUCAGUGGCGUCCUUCACCUAUUCUGUGCAAGCGUUUUGAUCUAAUUGACCCCUACAUGGGCAAGCCACCACCAGCUCCACGUGCAAGGAGUAAAAUGGAUUCUCUUAUAUUCAUGACAGAUUCUGUUAAAAGUGCUAAGGUGGAGGAGAGUGUUACUGAUAGACUAUUUUCUGUUUCUGAGGCCAGUCAAGAGGAAAUAAGAACUCAAAAGGAGAUUGAGGCUGAGAUAGAAGUUGAAAAUGUUGAAAGGCCUGUUGACUUAUACAAGGCUAUAUUUUCUGAUGAUUCAGAUGAUGAGGAAAUUAUGAAUCGCACCCAAGCGAAGGAUCCUGAGGAGAAGGUUGAGGUUGCUAAUACAACUCUAAAUCGAUUAAUUGCUGGUGACUUCUUAGAAUCAUUGGGUAAAGAGUUAGGCCUAGAAGUUCCCCCAGAUGUAACUUUCCCAGAAACCAAAGCUAGCACUACAGACAAGGAGAUCUUCAAUGCAGAAAGACCCAUUGGGAAUAAAACAUCUUCUGCUGAUAAUGCUAGAAAUGUUGAAGCAAUGCCGGAUAAACCUCAUCUGCAGGAGAUCCUUCAAGGGGAUAGGUUGAAGUCAGGAGGAUCAGUGGAUUUCAUAUCUCAUAGGAAUGAUAGCCGAACAGUUAGUUCUGGAGGCUAUGGGAGCGACAUGAACAGAAAUAUCCCACAAAAAGGUCAAACUGAUAUAAACACAAAAUCUGAAGCUAGUCAGCGUCAUGAUUGGAGCAGUAAUUCGUCAGAGGAAAACAGAAGCAGAAAACGCAAGCAUAAUCGGCACAGAACAAGUGACAGUUCAGAUAGUGAUUUAUCUGAUUCAUCUGACGACUAUAGAGAUCGGCGUCAUGAAAAAUCUAAAAGAGAAAAGAAUCGAUCAUCAAGGGAUAGAAGUAGUAGCAAGAGGCACUCAAAGCACCAUAAGCAUCGGAGGCGCAGCAGAUCUUCUCAUCAUCAUUCUGGGAAAGAACGUGGAGAAUCCAGAAGAGAGAAACACAAACAUAAAGAAUAGUGGAAGUUGGUUUAUAUUGCCAGAGUGCUGUGAUCAGAGGGUUACCCAUUCCCCAUUGAAGGUCCUAUUAACAGUAUCUGCUCUUCAACAGCAGAUGAGUCCAUUUUGGGUGGUGGAUUGCAAGUGAUGUGGGCGGUGGGUCAUUAUUUCUAUUCUAUAAGAAAAAAAAAAGUGGCAUUUUAUUUUAUGCAAUUCUCUUAUUUUAUGUUUGAAAUUAUAAUUUCAGGUUAGACUUACAAGUUACAAACUUGCUCCUAACAGGAAGUGAUAUAAUCCAUGUAGUCUUCUUCAUCAGCAGUGUACUAUGGAGUAUGGAUGAAUACAAUAUAUACUACCUAUUCCUGACUGCCAUAAACUUUUCGAACUAGAGUUUAUUUCAUUUUGGCUUUGACUAUAA
Messenger RNA from Ipomoea triloba (trilobed morning glory), 3563 nucleotides. RefSeq names its product G patch domain-containing protein TGH. Gene Ontology annotation, cellular component: nucleus. Gene Ontology annotation, molecular function: RNA binding. NCBI's taxonomy places the organism in Eukaryota, Viridiplantae, Streptophyta, Magnoliopsida, Solanales, Convolvulaceae. The transcript is spliced from 16 exons. Gene Ontology annotation, biological process: mRNA processing. Bases 209 to 3166 code for a protein of 985 amino acids. The record is from RefSeq and is a predicted model, not a curated record.